AUGUCUACUUCGACCGGGAAUUUUUUUUCGAAUUUCCUGCUCUUCAAAAAUGAAGCUAAACCAGCUAAAGUAACCGGAACCCCCGAUUAUAUUGCCCAAUAUGUAUAUAAAGACAUUUUAAUAAUAAAAAAUGAAAUUAAACAAUAUAAUGAAUUAACCGGAUUACUUUCUUCCAAUAGCUUCUAUUAUAAAAUUUAUAAGUUAUUAGAAAAUAAUCACCAGGAAGAAAUCCAGAAUUUGAAAAAAAAUCAUAAUUUUGAUACUACCACUCAAAAUAUUAAUUAUCACCGUCAAUUAAUAUCGAUUUAUAAAAAACAUUUAAAUGAUUUACAAAAUUUAUUAGAUACUCUUAAUUAUAAUUAUAACCAUGGUGUUCAUGAAAAAAAAAUUGUCGAGUAUCGUCAAAACGAUAAUCAAAGGAAUAAUUCGGUAACUUCUUUGAAAUCAAGCAACUCAAGCAGACUCAGUCUAUCAAACUCAGUAAGAAGCUCUUUUUCCAAUCCGUCUUCAACCCUCGAUGACUCCGACGCUCCUGAUCACCUACUCGAUCCAAUUAGUUUCCAACUUUUUAACGAACCCGUGGUUACUCCCAGCGGAAUCACCUACGAGAAAUCAAAUCUUUUGAACCACAUCUCUCAAAAGGGUAAGUACGACCCUUUAACUAGAACCCCCUUGAAAGAAAAUCAAUUAUAUCCAAACUUGAUUGCAAAAGAUGCCGUUAACCAAUACUUACAACAGAAACUAAAUAAGGAGCCCAUUUCCUAA
This is a messenger RNA of Hyphopichia burtonii NRRL Y-1933, 765 nucleotides long. RefSeq lists its product as uncharacterized. Gene Ontology annotation, molecular function: ubiquitin protein ligase activity; protein-folding chaperone binding. The record is from RefSeq and is a predicted model, not a curated record. Gene Ontology annotation, biological process: cellular response to misfolded protein; positive regulation of proteolysis; protein quality control for misfolded or incompletely synthesized proteins. The transcript has a single exon. NCBI's taxonomy places the organism in Eukaryota, Fungi, Ascomycota, Pichiomycetes, Serinales, Debaryomycetaceae. Gene Ontology annotation, cellular component: cytoplasm. Bases 1 to 765 code for a protein of 254 amino acids.